AUGUUUUUUGCACUCUAUAACUUAGUUUGGCAGAUACAGUUCUUUGGCAUCGUGCUGGUUGUGAGCGACCGGAUGGGCGCCAUCCAGAGGCAGCUGCUGAGGAGUGUGCGGCCGCCGCUGCACAGGGAGGCGGAGCUGGAGGAGGCGACUACCUUCGGAGGGCAGUGGUGGGUGGCGGAGGGUGAAAUACGGCGCCUGCAGCGAGCCAGGCUGGCCCUGCACCGCGUCGCCCGCCUCUGUGGACACCACUUUGGACUGGCGCUGUCACUCUCCAUGCUCAACCGCCUGCUGCAGGUCGUCUGCACCAGUUACAGCACCGUGCUGAUGGUGAAGCACUGGCCACACCUCUCGUUUGGAUUACGUGCCAUGGCCACCACAUUCGGUGCUCUGUCUGUGGUUGAGGCCUGCUGCCCGCUGGCUUUGUGCUGGGCGUGCACUUCUGCAGCGGAUAGAGCAGUUAGAGUUGGCCUGGUGCUGAACAAGAUUCAGUUCCUGCUUCCGCCCAGAGUGACGUCACGCUCUCUCCAAUUGGCAGUGGAGAAACUGCACUUUUCCGCUGCUGGCUUCUUUGACUUACAUCUACGUUUAUUUGUUGCUCUUAUUGGUACGAGUGUCACGUAUGUUAUAAUACUUGUACAACUGCGCAGUUAA
Schistocerca piceifrons (Central American locust) is the source of this 651-nucleotide messenger RNA. Its product is annotated as putative gustatory receptor 2a. Gene Ontology annotation, biological process: sensory perception of taste. Lineage: Eukaryota; Metazoa; Arthropoda; Insecta; Orthoptera; Acrididae. The record is from RefSeq and is a predicted model, not a curated record. Bases 1 to 651 code for a protein of 216 amino acids. The transcript has a single exon. Gene Ontology annotation, cellular component: neuronal cell body; axon; dendrite.